UACUGUCACUGUCAAGCAGUUCACAGUCACAGCUGAUUUUGAUAUUUCUAUUAAAUUUCAAAAUUCAAUUCACUUCACAAUUCACAUUGGUAAUAAAGUUUUGUAUAGUUAGUUUCGUGAACCGUUGACCUUAUUUACUUAAUUCAAUUAUUUAUUAUGUUGUGAUAUAAUCCACUCUUCUGGUAGAUCUACCACUGUGUUGUGUCAAUAUGUUAGUGAUUUAUCAUAACUCGUGUAACACAGAGUCAGCGAAUUCUAUGCAAAAUUUGUAAUUUUGUACAGCCAUGAGCAGCUUGAGAAGGUGAGAUGUGAUUUGUAUCGAUUCCAUCCACGGGUCAUAUCGCACGCUUGUGGUUGUAGUUUGUUACACAAUAGCAACGACUAUCUUCUUCAAUUCAAAGUCCCUUGUAGUUAACUUGUGAACGGAGUGGUGCUGUGAAUGAUGCACGACUUGUGUCAAUAGAAAUUAAGUUCUUGAGAGACAAGUUUUUGGGAUAGAUGCCCGCCUGGUAUAGACAUUUAUCCUCAAAGUGAAAUAUCCGCGCCUGAGACGAGUCUGAGAUUGAUGCUGUUAUAAAUAAUCAACAACAAUAAUGGCCCGUGUGUGAGUGCGCUAGUGCUAGCGGCGGCGCCCCGGCGGAGCCCUGCGGCGGGCGGCCUGCGCUGAGCGCUCGCAGGUAGGCACAGUCGCGCGCGCGGCCGCCCUGCACGCACACGCAGCGCACGGCGCACGGCGCACGCAGCGCACGCAGUCUCCAGCGACACUCGCCAUGUCGGACGAGCAGCGCGAGCGAUCUCCCUGUCUGGGCGUGCGAGCCGGCGACAUGCGCGUGCUGGGCGGCGACCGGCGCGUGGCGCUGGACGUGCUCAUGAUGGGCUGGGGGCUGGGCACGUGGCUCGGCGUCAACGGCGUGUUCGUGCAGCUGCCGCUGCUGGUGCAGCGCCUGCCCGAGGGCUGGGCGCUGCCGUCCUUCAUGGUGGUGUGCAUCCAGCUGGCCAACGUGGGCGUGCUGGCGUACGCGGCGCUGCGCCGGCUGUUCCCGCGCGCGCCCGACGCGCCCUACGUGUACGGCAUGCUGGGCGUGGGCACGGCGGCGCUGUUCCUCAACGCCUUCCUGCACGAGCGCACGGCGUGGGUGGCGGGCGCCGAGCGCUCCGUGGCCUUCCUGGCGGUCACCUUCUUCACGGGGCUCGUGGGCUGCACCAGCUCCGUGCUGUUCUACCCGUACCUGCGCCACUUCCGCGACGUGUACCUGGCCACGUACCUGGUGGGCGAGGGCCUGAGCGGCCUGCUGCCGGGCCUGCUGUCGCUGGCGCAGGGCUCGGGCGGCGAGCCGCGCUGCGUGUACGCGCCCGACAACGCGUCGGUGACGGCCGUGCCGCCCGAGCCGCGCUUCGACUCGACCGUGUUCCUGGCCGUCGUCGGCUGCCUGUCGGCGCUCAGCCUGGCCAGCUUCGCGCUGCUCAACUCGCUGCCGACGUUCGCCGCGGAGCGCGUGCGGCCGGCCGACGCGGCCAAGCAGGACGAGGCGACGGGCGAGCCGCUGCUGCGCGCGCGCUGGGUCGGCGUCAUGGCGAUGAUGGCGGCGCUCAACGCGUGCAUGAACGGCCUGCUGCCGUCCAUCCAGUCGUACUCGUGCAUGCCGUACGGCGCGCAGACCUACCACCUGGCGGUGACGCUGGGCGCCAUGGCCAACCCGCUGGCGUGCCUGGCGGGCGUGUGGCUGCGGCCGGUGCGCGGGCGCGCGCUGGCGGCGCUGCUGGGCGCGGCGCUGCUGCCGCUGGGCUACGUGCUGGCGACCGCGCUGCUGAGCCCCGCGCCGCCGCUGCAGCACUCGGCGGGCGGGCGCGCGCUGGUGGUGCUGGCGUGGGUGGCGCUGUACGCCGCGCUGUCGUACGCGCGCAUGUGGGUGUACGGCUGGGCGCGGCGCGGCGGCGCGGCCGGCAUGCGCGUGUGCGGCGCCGUCAACCAGGCGGGCUCGGCGCUGGGCUCGCUCACGCUGUUCCUCAUCGUCAACUUCACGGACGUGUUCGUGCAGGCGCCGCAGUGCGCGCUGCCGCCGCUGUAGCCACCGCCGCCGACGCCGCCGCCGCCGCCGCCGCCGCCGCCGCCGGGACUCGGUCAGACGGCCAGUAUUAUCUGUUACUGAGUUACUGUUUAAAUGUUAAGUUAUUAUAGUGCAUUUCGCUCGAUUACUGAAGCACGCCUGCCGCUCGCCCGCGGUCGCAGCGGCGCUCGGAACUCACUCGACGAGUGAAUGCAUAUGGUGCCUCAGUGCCUGUGUGUGAUGUAGUCCCGUGAAAGUAGACAUUCAUUCCUUCCUUCCAUAAAUUCCCACGAAGCUCACAUUUUCUAUGAACGUUAUUAGAAAAUUAGGAACCGUAAUAUUUUUUGGUGAACUCGAAAAAAUUACUCGUAAGUAUCAACAAUAAAUUCUUAAAUUAUUUUAUGACAUUCCUCAGCGCCGCCGGUCUAAACGGAAUUCUUUACACUCACGAAUUGUAGUUUUAAUUUAGUACUUACGUAUAGGUAUCUACUAUUUUGAUAUAAAUAGACAAAAUAACAUUUACCUAAAAACCCAAAUAUUCUUUAAGACUAAAAACUAGAUAUCUUCUUCUUAAUGUACUUAUAGGUACUUACGUGAAUGUAUUAAUCCGGAACUUAGUCUCUUAACAUGUAUUUAUUGCAUUUUCAUCAAAAUAGGGAAAUUCGAAGUGCGAUAGAGCAUUUUAUGGUAAUAAUUGUGAUAUCUAGCAGAUAAACUUAAUACUUACUUUGUAAUUCAUCGUUGUAAAUAAUUGCGUUAUCGGGCUUACACUUGCGAAACACAACACGCGUGAACACUAUGUCCUCAGUCGCACGAGAGUUAAAAAAAGCGAUACGUUAAAUAAAACCCAGCGUUGGCGUCUUAAUUAACGUUCACGUCCUACUUCCAAAACCCAAAAUUUUAAUUGCUCGAUAAAAAAGCGUCGUGUGAAAUGCAUUUGUUGUAUUUAAACGCUUUUUUAACGUCAGUUAAAAAAACUUUCGUGUGAAGGAGGGCUUACUCUCGUGUUCACAUAACUCCGAAUCGAGGACGUUUAAUGGUUCAAAUGGUCUCUAGCAUUCGAUGCCUGUGUCAAGUGUCGGGGCCUUUUGUUGUCUGAUGUCAGUGAUCAGCUGUCACUCGAAAGUGUCCAAUCUGACGUCUACAUGUCUUUUAUUAGCGUCGAUGUCUCCGACUGCAAGUAGAAUUAAUUCGUGUUUGUAUUUAGACAUUUCGCAAGAACGACUGGGGCGACUGAGCGCAGUUCGUGUGGCCUGCGUCGAGCGACACUGUAGUCAGUCCUUUGUGAGGCUCGAUUACGUGGUAGUCCGCAAUUACGUCAAAUGUACGUCGGCGGUCGGCGACUGUACCUGGCCAUUGGCGCGAGGCGCGAGCAGCCAUACGUUCCUUUUGCCUAACGGAAAGAGUUCUCGGGCUCUUUGGGCUUCAUGCGAAUCCACACCAGCACUCUCCGCAGUGUCGCACGGCGUCAACUCGUGCGGGAAUGUAGAGUUAGUUGGCUGUAACAUAGGGACUUUGUAGGUUUUAAUGUUUCUUGUGUAAUCGAGUCCGAGUGAUGAGCCUUCCGAUAUAAGUACAUGUUGUCAGAUUUGCAUAUGAGUCAGAGUGGAGUCGCUCGCAGCGCUCAGCUGUCGCACAGCCAUGCCACUGCCAUUUUAUAGAUAAGCUUACGUGUUGAAAUGAAAUGCCCAAACUGAGCGCGACUGAUGUUUGACAUUUUUUUUUGACUUGUUUUUAUUUGUUUGUUGAUAAUGUUUUACGAGCUCCUCCGUGGCGAUAAACAAAGAUAGUUAGGUAACACUACGUGACAAUAUUUUCAUAUAUGUAAUUAAGUACCUAACUAAUAUAUUAUGAGACUGGUUUUUUGAAACAACUCGAUUACCUUUUAGACGGAUGUAAUUAUAAUGCUGUAUCAUAUUAUGAUUCACGCUGUUAUGUUAUUCUCGUCUGGUGCAGAGUCCGUGCAUGCUGCUGAUCACUGCUCCUACUCGUAUGUCACGGACCGAGUGCAGUUUUUACGCCUCGGCAAUGCAAAUAUUUGUACAGGUAAUAAAAAACAAGGAACUUAUGUCCAUGAUUAUAUUAUAAUGACUGUUUUUGUAACUAACUACUUGUUGACAUUUUGAAAAAUAAAAGUUUGUCUACCUAAUAGGUCAAACAAGAUUUAGUAUUUGAACGACUGGUAUUUUGGUACCUAUUUAGAUCCAUUUGAAUUAUCAUUAUUCUUUGACUUGCUGAAUAAUCCGACCACUCGGUCCUUGACGUACAUUGCCACUUUCCGACAGUGCAGGCUGUCUGUGCUGUGUCUGCGCUGUGCCGACUCCUGCGGGAGCGCGCACGCGACGCACCGCAAGCGUCGCGCGCGCUCCUGAGUUAGAUUGCUGUUGCGUGUUCGGCGCACAAACGAACGUGUAUCGUAUAUUUAACAUUAGGUGUAGAUUCGAAAACAAAUUCCAUGAAAUUUCAUAUUUAUACAAUUUUGUUAUUUUUUAUUUUUACUGUUGUACCUCCUUUUGUACCUCCAACGAGUGUGUGCGAAAGAUCUGACUCUGUGGGGAGUUAUUCCAAGCUUUUCGUGGAAUCCGGCCGCGCACGCUGGUGGGAGGUUAGCUUAAGUUUAGACAAUGUGUUGUGUAAGUGUAACUGUGUAAUGCAACCACUCACCAUCCAAUAAGUUCACGUGCCUGUACCUCACCAAUACUCGGUCAGUUUUAUCGGAUGUCCUGCCGUUUGCGCUGCAAGAUAAUGAGCUUAUUGGAUGGUGAGUGGCUACCAUGAGCUACUCGUAUGUUGAAUGAUGGGGUGUACUGUUUGUGGUGAAUAGAUGUAUGUGCAUAGUUGUUUGAUCGUGUGCAGCUGGCUCGUUGUGAACACGUUUAUGUACUUAGAGUAUUAGUUUAUUGUUUCCACUUGUGCCGCGCCGCGCCUGUGCUGCAGACGGCACGUCCGAACACAUCGUCCAAUCGUGGCGUCGCAGGACCAGCCGCGGCCGCGGGCCGGAGUUUAUACUUGUUGAUGAGUGAGGAAAAUAUAAAUAAAAAAUGUUAUUAAAAAUGUUCAA
This is a messenger RNA of Bicyclus anynana (squinting bush brown), 5109 nucleotides long. RefSeq names its product solute carrier family 52, riboflavin transporter, member 3. Lineage: Eukaryota; Metazoa; Arthropoda; Insecta; Lepidoptera; Nymphalidae. The transcript has 4 exons. Gene Ontology annotation, molecular function: riboflavin transmembrane transporter activity. Gene Ontology annotation, biological process: riboflavin transport. Bases 771 to 2069 code for a protein of 432 amino acids. The record is from RefSeq and is a predicted model, not a curated record. Gene Ontology annotation, cellular component: plasma membrane.